GCGGUGGAAAGUUCAAGUGUAUUUUAUAUUUUUUUUCCUCUGCAAUGCAAACCUGACAGGCCCAGAAGGCGGGACUUUGUCCCAGAGGCGGGAGCAGAGGGUGAGCUCAGACCGUGGGAGGAGUGAGUGACGUCUUUCUGAAGCUGAGAUCGGAUGCCUGGGGGACACUGCCGUGCUGCGGAGGGAGAUCCGACGGUGGAGGGAAGCCGCCACUUUGACAGCGGACGUGCACAGCUGAUGACAGCAUAAAAUAUUAACACUUUUCAAGGCCCUGGGCCUCGAGUGACCACAGAAAGAUCCUGGAACAGAGGAAAUAAGAAGAGAAAUGUCUUCUGACUUGGACUCCAGUCUCACCAGCAUUGACUGGCUGCCCAAACUGGGAAUCAGCAGCCUGCGCUCGGGGAGAGAGAGAGGAGCGGUAGGAGGAGGGGAGAGGGAGAAAAAGAGGGAGAGAGGGAGGGAGAGGGGGGACUUUGUGCCGUCGGUGCCGAGCCCCUCUCCAUCAAACUGUAAAGGGAAACCCCCCCACAGCUACGCCACCCUCAUAGCCAUGGCGAUAGCAGCCGCACCAGAGAGGAAGCUGAGCUUAAACGACAUCUACACCUGGAUCAGCAACACCUUCCCUUACUACAGCCGAGCAGGCAGAGGAUGGAAGAACUCCAUCAGACACAAUCUGUCCCUGAACAAAUGCUUCAGGAAAGUUCCUCGGCCACAGAGCGACCCCGGCAAGGGCUCCUAUUGGACGAUGGAUGGACCUCCAGAAUCUAUGAGUCCCUCACGGGCGCCAAAGCGCCCCUAUCCUGAGGAAGAAGACGAAGAAGAGUUUCAGCACAUUCCCCCACCUGUGAAGGCGGCGGCGCUGAGAGGACCCUCUCCCCACCACCAGGACCCGCAGUUCAGCGCCUCCCCAGUCGGACCCGUCCAGCCGCCCCCAUCUCCUCCCCCGCGCGAGCAACCGUCGCCCUACAUGUCAGCCCAUGUCUCCGCUCUCCCUGCCUCUCACUUAUCAGUCUCCCAAUCAGCUGAGCUCCCGCCGGCGGCCCCCAUGUCAUCCAUCAAUUCCUUUCCUCCUCCUCCCCACCCGCCUGGCUCCACCUUCCUCGUCCCUGCAGCUUCUGCGGCUCCUCCGCCCGCCGCUGCUGCCAGCCUGUCUGCAGCCGCCGCCUCUUAUUCCAACUCAGCCCUGUCCUUUCCCGCCGGCUCAGACCCUCUACCCGUUUCCACUUUUUCCUGCACUCCCAACUCGACGAACGCGUGCACCGUGUCCGGUCCCAGCUCCUCGUGCCCGCCCGCCGCUCCCCCUCCAGCGGCUUCGGGGCACCACUCCACAGAGCUGCCUCUGCGCUUCUCCUUCGAGGACAUGAACAUACCAGACCUGUACGCUUCCUUCAAGUCCCUCUUCAAGACGAUGCGCGAGAGGGGAGGCUCCAUCUCGGAUGUCUCCCCCCUGCUCCUUCCCGGUAACGAAACUACGCCUCUCCACACUCCAGUAUUGCCGCCGUUCUCCCCUCACGUCACAACUACACCGACUGCACCACCUGCAGCAGCGGUGCAAGCUCCACAACCUGCAGAGUUGGAGCGCGUUCCACAAUUCUCGGUGCCAGCCGAUUGGUUCAGUAGCCCAGAUUCGCUGAAGGAGAGCUUCCGCAUUGCCAGCAAUCUAGACUGGGCAAACAUAGACCUCUCUAGUCACCCAGACCUGCUGGAGAGCAUGAAGCAGGCAGAGCUGUGCGACUGGGCCCUCGACCCCGGGAUCUUCACUUCCCUCUGUGACUCACUGAACCGCUUCUUUUUUCAAAAAGGCAUGAUCAGCCCUGGAAACAGCUCCCCAGUCACACUCCAGCCGUCGCCGCUGACAUCCAACCCGCCUCCCGCUUUCACUCACCCCUCUCCUUUUCCCUACACCACCGCUCUUCCUCCCACCAACGGGACACAGCUGCCCCGGAGGCCCCCGCCCAUGCAGGGACCCGGCCUACAGAGACCGCAUCUGCCAAACCCAUCAAACCCAGCCGCUGGGAUCCAGCCGCAGACCGGGACGCCGCGGCCGCGUCCUCCCCUGAAGAAUCUGCACAGCAACAGUGAGGAGUUCCAGGACGACUUUGACUGGGAUUCUCUCAUCGUUUGAGCCUCGCUUCCUCGUGUGGAGGAAAAAAAAAAACACCAAAUAUUUCAGAGGAAACGUCACUUCCUGUUUCUCUGACAGCUAGUCUGAGAUCAGGCUCUUCACUAAUGACUGAAGCUUAGUGCUUGAUGUUUUAUCUUUUUUAAAUUCCUAGGCUGUAAUAUUCUUUCGAUAGCUUAUGUUUUGUGGGUAAUUGGCGAGAUGUACACUGUUCCCAAAUACAGAAGUCAUGAGGAAAAAAAAAAAAAAAAAA
Fundulus heteroclitus (mummichog) is the source of this 2375-nucleotide messenger RNA. It is a transcript of the gene foxj2, whose product is annotated as forkhead box J2. NCBI's taxonomy places the organism in Eukaryota, Metazoa, Chordata, Actinopteri, Cyprinodontiformes, Fundulidae. The record is from RefSeq and is a predicted model, not a curated record. The transcript is spliced from 11 exons. Gene Ontology annotation, molecular function: RNA polymerase II cis-regulatory region sequence-specific DNA binding; DNA-binding transcription factor activity, RNA polymerase II-specific. The coding region runs from base 326 to 2125 and encodes 599 amino acids. Gene Ontology annotation, cellular component: nucleus. Gene Ontology annotation, biological process: regulation of transcription by RNA polymerase II.